UGUGACUUUUUGUUGUCACGCCGUUCAUAUGCAGCUCAAAGUGAAAGUGUCGACGGAGGUGGCAGUUACCAAUAUGGACCUCUCCGUGGUGGAUAAGGACCAGAGCAUCGGCACAAAGACUACCAGGGUGGAGUAUCCUUCCAAAGCCGCGAGCUCGUUCAUUGCUGACAGUCACCAGAACUUUGCCAUGGCCUUCCAGCUGGUUGACGUCAAUACUGGAAUGGAACUUAUGCCCCAUCAGACUUUUGUCCGGCUGCACAAUCAGAAAACUGGCCAAGAGGUUGUUUUUGUUGCCGAGCCCGAUGCCAAGGGUCUGUACAAGUUUGAGUUGGACGCAACAGAGCGUAAAACGGAGUUUGCGCUCAUCUCCGGUACAUAUUCCCUCUAUCUCAUGGUUGGCGAUGCCACACUGGAGAACCCCAUCUUGUGGAAUGUGGCCGACGUCGUGCUGAGGUUUGUGGACGAGGAUGCCCCAGUGAGCAUUCAAGCCAAGACUCUUUACGUCCCCAAGCCGGAGAUCCAACACUUAUUCAGGGAGCCCGAGAAGAAGCCUCCAACGGUCGUUUCCAACGCCUUCACUGCACUCGUCCUGUCUCCCCUCCUGCUUCUGCUCAUCCUGGUAGCACUUGCACCCCUUAUCUUAUUGUUAUGCUUAGCAGGUAAGCUGAUGGCAAAUGUUUGUGAUGGAGCCGAGUUACCGCCGGACGACCACCUGUCUCAUUUUUACCUUUAGAGAAAAUGGCUUCAUGGUUCUUUUGAAUCAUUGAUG
Hippocampus comes (tiger tail seahorse) is the source of this 769-nucleotide messenger RNA. Its product is annotated as dolichyl-diphosphooligosaccharide--protein glycosyltransferase subunit 2-like. Gene Ontology annotation, biological process: protein N-linked glycosylation. The transcript has 5 exons. The record is from RefSeq and is a predicted model, not a curated record. Gene Ontology annotation, cellular component: oligosaccharyltransferase complex; membrane. Lineage: Eukaryota; Metazoa; Chordata; Actinopteri; Syngnathiformes; Syngnathidae. Bases 29 to 733 code for a protein of 234 amino acids.